AUGGCCGCGCCCUCGAUGUGCGGCGGCGCGAUCGGCGCGGCGCUCGUCCCAGGAGCCGUCGAUCGCGCGAACGGUCAUCGGCGGCGGAUCGUCCGUCGCUUCGCAUCGUGUCGCGAUGUCCGCGCAUCUUCUUCUUCGUCUUCGUCGUCGUCGUCAGGUCCUUGGCAGGGCCCGCCACCGGGUCGGCUGGACGAAAACGCGGCUCGCGACCGCGUCAUGCGGCUCGCCAGCGGCACCGCACAGGGCCAAGGCGCGCUCGAGGCCGUCCAGGGUUGCGUCUCCGUCAUGCCCGGGAUGACCAACAACCGCGUCGUGCUGUUCAGGUAUCCCGGUCUCAAGUGCCCGCUCGACACGGUGGCGUUGAACCUGGUGCAGCCGAGGUGGGUCGUGGCCUUCGACGUGCUCGCGAACGCGCCGAGGCGACCGGGCGAUCCCCCGUUCUGCUUCGGGGUCACCCACCCGGCUCUCACGGCGCCGGCGGAGAAGGUUCCGGAGGGUACGGACCCGAUCCCGCCCAAGCGAGGCGACGUUGGGAUGGUGUGCCAGAUCGAAGACAUCUAUCACGACAACCGAGAAGAGCGACUGUACGUCACGUCCAAGGUUGUGGGGCGGUACAAGAUCGACAGGGUGGUGUCCGAGCACCCGUUCUACGUCGCGGAGACGUCGCAGGUGGUGGACGAGGUGCCAGCCGACGACGAGGGAUUAAGGGCGCUUCGCGAGGCGGAGUUACGGGUGUGGAACUUGCUCAAGGAGCUCGACGCGUUGGCGGUGAAAACCGACGAGAAGAACUCGCGCAUCGACUACGACAUGCGGCGGACGUCGCCGGACCCCAAAGAGCGCCCGCCGUGGGACACGCGCCCGCCGAAGGAGGACGAGCGUGCCGAGAUGUUCUCGUGGGCGGUGGUUCGUCGUUUGCAGUUGGACGAGAGGGCGCACCUGGACGCGGCUCGGACAACGCACACGACGGCGAGGCUGGCGCAGUGCGAGGAGCCGCUGAGGGAGGGCAUAGCGUACCUGGCGGCGAUGGCGGCGGUGAACGGCGCGACGGACGGCGGGGUGGACGGCGGGGUGGACGACGAUGUUGAUGAUGAUGAUGAUGAUGAGGAGUGA
Molecule: messenger RNA, 1110 nt
Organism: Micromonas commoda
Lineage: Eukaryota; Viridiplantae; Chlorophyta; Mamiellophyceae; Mamiellales; Mamiellaceae
Exons: 1
Coding region: 1-1110 (369 amino acids)
Source: RefSeq, a predicted model, not a curated record